Onthophagus taurus is the source of this 2062-nucleotide messenger RNA. It is a transcript of the gene lovit, whose product is annotated as loss of visual transmission. NCBI's taxonomy places the organism in Eukaryota, Metazoa, Arthropoda, Insecta, Coleoptera, Scarabaeidae. The record is from RefSeq and is a predicted model, not a curated record. Gene Ontology annotation, molecular function: sucrose:proton symporter activity. Gene Ontology annotation, cellular component: membrane.
ACAAGAGUUUCCGUUAAGGGCGGAAAUUGCGCAGGACACUAUGUCCUCGACAGGGAUUCUCCUGCGCUAGUAUCAACCAAGACGUCGUUCCAACAAGUGUUUUUUGUGCCCUAAAUAAACAGUUUAGAAAAUAAUGUAAAGAAAUUUUUAAAUUAUGGCUGAAAAAUUGUAUGAAUACGAGGGUUGUUUGGGACGGUUUCAUCGAUUUAAAGAUGAAUUUAAAGAGAAAUGGCAAGAAUUUCAACAAGACGGUGGGUUUAACGUUAAAGAAAGAUUAAAAAGAAAGAAUCAAGAAAGUGAAGAUCAAAAUGAAGAUUAUUCGCAUAUUUAUCGUUCAAAAUCUCGCAAAGAAUUAAUAAGAAUUUCAGCUGCAGUUAUGGGAAUUGAAUUUUCUUAUGCUGCUGAAACAGCAUUCGUUUCACCGACAUUAUUAAAGAUCGGCGUUGAACACAAACACAUGACAUUAGUUUGGGCUUUGUCUCCGUUAAUUGGUUUCUUCGUCACCCCAAUUCUCGGUUCUUUAAGUGACCGAUGUUCGUUGAAACUCGGCAGAAGAAGACCGUUUAUAAUUGCUAUGUCUAUUGGGGUUUUAUUAGGAUUACUUCUUGUUCCUAAUGGUGAAAAUAUGGGAUACAGUUUUGGUGAUUCAAAACCACCAGAUAUUGAAAUAAUUCAAAAAAAUACGAUUUUAUCUCAUAGAACGUCAGCUUCAUCGAAUUCUUUUAAUCAAACCUUAAAUAAUGCGUACGUUUAUAAUAAUUCACACCCAUGGGGGAUAUUUUUUACAGUGUUAGGAACGGUUCUUCUCGAUUUCGAUGCCGAUGCUUGUCAAAGUCCGUCAAGAGCUUAUCUCUUAGAUGUUACAAUCCCAGGUGAUCACGCAAGAGGAUUAAGUACAUUCACUAUAAUGGCAGGUUUAGGUGGAUUUUUUGGUUACGCUUUGGGUGGAAUUAAUUGGGAUGCGACAAAACUUGGAAUAUUACUUGGAGGACACGUAAAAGCAGUUUUUACUUUAAUAACGGGUAUAUUUUUGGUGUGCGUCGCUUAUACGGUGACAAGUUUCAAAGAAAUCCCGUUGAAUCUCCUCGAAUUUUACGACGAGAUGCAGGAAGACGUACAAAAAUUCAAAACCGAUAAUGAACUCGGUGAGAGUAUCGAGUUUCAAGAGCUUCAAGUACAAAAUACUUAUGGAACAUUACAAGAAGAACCAAACCAGAAUGAUCGACGUAAAUCUAGUUUAGCUCCACCUCCGGGUGCUUCAUUUAUCAUUUAUUUAAGAAGCAUAUUUAUUAUGCCAAAUUCAUUAAAAAUUUUAUGCGUCACCAAUUUAUUUUGUUGGAUGGCUCAUGUUUGUUAUUCUUUAUAUUUUACUGAUUUUGUUGGUGAAGCCGUUUUUAAAGGAGAUCCAAUGGCUUUUCCCGGAAGUUCAAAAAGAAUACUUUACGAAGAGGGAGUUCGAUUUGGUUGUUGGGGAAUGUCUAUGUACUCUUUAUCUUGUGCUUGUUAUUCGAGUAUUAUCGAAAAAUUAAUUAAUAGAUUUGGAGCUAAAAAAGUUUACGUUUGCGGGUUACUUUUUUACUCGACCGGAAUGUUACUUAUGGCCUUGACACAGCAUAAAAUCAGUGUAAUCCUCUUCAGUUGGACUGCUGGCGUAAUGUAUUCAACUUUAUUUACCAUGCCGUAUUUAUUAAUAGCACAUUAUCAUCAUAAGGGAGUUUUUGAGCUUUCUUCAGAGGGAAACGAAAAAGUUCUAAAUCAAAUUCGUGGGUUAGGAACCGAUGUAGCAAUCGUUUCGAGCAUGGUUUUUUUGGCACAAUUCAUCCUCUCGAUUUGUAUGGGAACUAUUGUUAACAUUUCUGGUACCACAACAGCAGUUGUCAGCGUUGCCAGUGUUUUAGCUUUAUGUGGCGCAAUUUCAGCCACACAAAUUAUGUAUUUGGAACUUUAAUUUAUAAAGAAAUUAUUAUAUUACAUAAAUUAUGUUAUUAACAAACUCAAAAUAAACAAAAACGAUAUUAAUGUUGUAACAAUCACAGACAAAUAAAACGAUUUUUUUUUAUUU